UCGCAUAUGUAACAAAUUAGUACUGGUCUGGCCCACGCGCAGACCGGUCUUCUAACACAAUAAACAAAUUCGUUUUGUUAUUAUUUUGUUUUUUUAAUUGAAGUGUGAAUUGCAAUCAGUAAGAUGCUGAUCUGGAUAAUACUGGGCUGCCUCUUUGGCGCAUUAUAUAUGUACUUGCGGCAAGUGUAUAGCUUUUUUGAAAAGCGAGGUGUGAAGACACCCAACAUCAUUUCGUCUUUCGGCGCGAUACUGGAUAUUUUGUUACAGCGGAAGCAUACUACUGAUUCAUUAUAUACGAAUUACAACCGGUUUUCUGAUCAGAGGUUCUACGGCUUGUUCACGAUCACCAUACCGACUGUGGAGAUCAGAGAUAUCGAACUGAUCAAGAGGAUUGCUAUCAAAGACUUCGAGUACUUCCAUGACCACAACACUGUCAUCAGUGAAGAAACAGAUCCACUCUUUGGGAAGAAUCUCCUCUCGUUAAAAGGUCAGAAAUGGAAGGACAUGCGAUCGACUCUCAGCCCUGCUUUCACCAGCUCCAAAAUGAAAUUGAUGCUGCCAUUAAUGGUAGAGGUUGGAGAUCGGAUAAUCUUCUCGCUUAAGAAGAAAAUCGAAGAGUCACAGGGUUACUUGGAUAUCGAUAUGAAAGAUCUAACGACCAGAUACGCGAAUGACGUGAUUGCAUCUUGUGCCUUUGGCCUGAAAGUGGAGUCUGACAAGGACGAAAAUAACAAGUUUUACACAAUAGGAAAAUCUAUUGCGUCCUUUAAAGUCAGUCAGAUAUUUAUAUUUUUGACGUUGUUACUAUUUCCGAAGGCUGGUAAAAUAUUCGACUUGAGUCUAUUCCCGAAGAAAGUGCAAGACUUCUACAGGACACUGGUGAAGGAGACGAUGCAGACCAGGGAGCUCCAGAAAAUUGUCAGGCCUGACAUGAUACAUCUACUAUUAGAAGCUAAGAAAGGAAAACUGACGCAUGAUCAGAAAUCAAGCCAAGAUAAGGACGCAGGCUUCGCCACAGCCGAAGAAUCAUCCAUAGGCCAGAAUCAAAUCAACAAGGUAUGGACCGACGACGAUCUGUGUGCCCAAGUUAUAUUGUUCUUCAUGGCUGGUUUCGAGUCCGUAUCCACUGCCAUGUCCUUCUUGAUGUACGAACUGGCAGUCAACCCAGACGUCCAAGAGAAACUGUACCAGGAAAUCAAAGAGAACGAGGCCAAGAACAACGGGAAAUUUGACUAUAAUUCUAUACAGAAUAUGGUUUAUAUGGACAUGGUGGUAUCAGAAACAUUGAGGUUAUGGACAGCGGGUUUUGCGCUGGACAGAUGCUGUACCAAAGAUUACAAUUUGGGCAAACCUAAUGACGAAGCUACUGAGGACUUCAUUAUCCAUAAAGGCCAAUCCGUCCAGAUCCCCGUGUGGGCAAUCCACCGCGACCCUAAAUACUUUCCGAACCCAAACAAAUUCGAUCCUGAGAGGUUCUCUGAAAAGAACAAACACAACAUCAAGCCUUUCACCUAUAUGCCGUUUGGACUUGGACCUAGAAAUUGUAUCGGUUCAAGAUUCGCUCUCUGUGAGAUAAAAGUGAUGGCAUAUCAGAUCCUAAAUUCCAUCGAAGUUUCGCCAUCAAACAAAACGGUUAUACCGGCCAAGGUGGACCCCACCUCGUUCAACCUUCGCGCUAAGGGUGGUCAUUGGACGCGAGUUAAGAUUCGUAAAGAGGUGUAAAUUAAAAAUGACAGAAAGACGUUAACAACAAUAAAGUAUUAUAAUAUUUAAG
Hyposmocoma kahamanoa is the source of this 1774-nucleotide messenger RNA. RefSeq names its product cytochrome P450 9e2-like. The record is from RefSeq and is a predicted model, not a curated record. Bases 124 to 1722 code for a protein of 532 amino acids. Gene Ontology annotation, molecular function: iron ion binding; oxidoreductase activity, acting on paired donors, with incorporation or reduction of molecular oxygen; heme binding. NCBI's taxonomy places the organism in Eukaryota, Metazoa, Arthropoda, Insecta, Lepidoptera, Cosmopterigidae. The transcript has 11 exons.